Tarenaya hassleriana is the source of this 2496-nucleotide messenger RNA. RefSeq lists its product as uncharacterized. Gene Ontology annotation, biological process: protein phosphorylation. The coding region runs from base 173 to 2308 and encodes 711 amino acids. NCBI's taxonomy places the organism in Eukaryota, Viridiplantae, Streptophyta, Magnoliopsida, Brassicales, Cleomaceae. The record is from RefSeq and is a predicted model, not a curated record. The transcript has 5 exons. Gene Ontology annotation, molecular function: ATP binding; protein kinase activity.
GGGAGGAGUACAAAAGAUGUCUUGUUGAAGAGAGAAGGCCACGGCACGAGAAGAGCUCUCUUAAAUAUCCAUCCUCUCUCCUCCUCCUCCUCAAAUGGCGGUCACUCGCCGAUCAAUCAUUUAGCCGACGGAAACAACUCUCUCUCUUCGAUUCUCGAUUGUUACGGAGACGAUGAGUCUGGUGGUUGGUGUGCCUGUCGGUUUAUCGCUUGUUGGCGAUGGUGUUCCGUUGCACAGUUGGAGAAGACGCGGCAGAAAAUUUCCGCUUUUGAUGGUCAAUAGGAGAAGGUUGGCUCGAGCGGCUCUGGUCGAGGCUAGGCCUAGGGGGGACGGAGGUGCGGCCUCAACUCCCUCGCCGGCGUCGGCGGUUGUGCCGUACCGGCGAGCGGAUCUCGCCGAUGACCUCCAAGCGGAGGCGAGAGCCUUGUCUCGUGCCGUUGAUGCUUCUAUUUAUUCUCCCGACCUUCUCGCCGCGAAAUACGGCUCCAAGCCCCUGAAGGCUUUGCGUAGAAGCUUGGAGAUUUUGGUAGCUUUGGGUGGUUUCGCGCUGAAUUUGGGGAUUGAUCAAAGGAACGGGAAGCUGCAGCAGAACAUGAGGAAGAGAGCUGGUGAGCUGAGACGGAUUUUCACUCGUUUGGGUCCUACUUUUGUCAAAUUGGGUCAGGGAUUGUCAACUCGACCCGAUCUCUGCCCACCCGAAUAUCUCAAAGAACUGGCAGAGCUUCAGGAUGCUUUGCCAACUUUCCCUGACGCGGAGGCAUUUUCAUGCAUCGAGAAAGAGUUGGGUUUGUCUAUUGAGUCCAUUUUCUCGUCUAUUUCUGCUGCACCAAUUGCAGCAGCUAGUCUUGGCCAAGUUUAUAAAGCCCAGCUGAAGUACUCGGGUCAGGUUGUAGCUGUGAAAGUUCAGCGCCCUGGAAUUGAAGAAGCCAUCGGGCUUGACUUUUAUCUCAUUAGAGGUGUUGGGAUUCUCAUAAACAAGUAUGUAGACUUCAUCACGAGUGAUGUUGUGGCCCUCGUAGAUGAAUUUGCCGGCAGGGUUUAUCAGGAGCUAAAUUAUGUCCAGGAGGCACAGAAUGCUAGAAGGUUCAAGAAACUGUACGCUGAUAAAGCAGAUGUUCUUGUGCCUGACAUAUUCUGGGAUUAUACGAGCCGCAAAGUGCUAACAAUGGAAUGGGUCGAUGGGACUAAAUUGAACGAGCAAGAUGCCAUUGAGAGUCAAGGUUUGAAGGUUUUGGACCUUGUCAAUACAGGUAUUCAGUGUAGCCUAAGGCAACUCCUGGAGUACGGCUUUUUCCAUGCUGAUCCUCAUCCUGGCAACCUCUUGGCAACACCUGAUGGAAAACUCGCCUUUCUUGACUUUGGCAUGAUGAGCGAGACACCGGAGGAGGCUAGAUUUGCUAUCAUUGGCCACGUUGUGCACUUAGUUAACCGUGAUUAUGAAGCAAUGGCCCGUGAUUAUUAUGCUUUGAAGUUCUUGUCUCCAGAUGUGGACGUUUCUCCUAUCGUCCCAGCACUGCAGAACUUCUUUGAUGAUGCUCUUACUUAUACCGUCAGCGAGCUCAAUUUUAAGACACUGGUUGAUGGUUUAGGUUCCGUUUUCUAUCAGUAUCCCUUUAAUGUCCCAGCCUACUACGCGUUGAUUCUGAGAUCUCUUACCGUGCUUGAAGGUUUGGCCCUUUAUGCAGAUCCUAAUUUUAAAGUGCUGGCUGCUUCGUAUCCGUAUUUUGCCAAAAGGCUUCUCACAGACCCAAACCCUUAUCUAAGGGAUGCUCUUAUCGAGCUGCUGUUCAAGGAUGGAAAAUUUCGGUGGAACAGACUUGAAAACCUUUUACAACAGGGAAGCAAAGACAGGGAUUUCUCGGCGAAAGAUGCUUUACAGCCUGUUCUGAAGCUGCUUCUGGAUCCAAAUGGUGAGGAGCUUAGGGUGUUGGUAAUCAAAGAGGCUGUCCGGGUUAGCGAAGCUGUUGCUCUGGGCACGGUUGUUGAUACAUACAAUUCCAUUCCCAAGUUUUUGAGGUCUCUGGUCUUUAACGGGAAUGGAAACGGUCCUCUGGUUAUGAGUAGCUCUGAAAUCCAAAGCAUGUUAGAACUUCGGGAUCAGGUCUAUAGGAUCUGGGGGCUUCUUCGUUCUUCUGAAAACUUUGAUCCAGCUCUGUUGCAGCCUAUAUUACAGGUUUUGCAACAAGCGGAGGCAAGAAACCUUGGAGGACGGGUGGUGGGUGGCGUCGGCCAACGUCUUGCAGCUCGGUUUCUGCAACAACUACUUCGAGCCACAACACCAUCAUCUUCUUCCUCACCAAUCUCAUAGGCCUUUCUCUUUUUUCUUCCCACUGGAUGGUAAAAUGUUCUAAGGCAGAACACACUCGAAAACCACAGAAUUGCUUCAUACUCUAGUGAUAGGUAUAUCAUUCUUUGUCUGUUUGUAACCACCAUGGACCUUGUAAACCUCCAGAAAUGUGUCCAAGUGAAACCAUUUACAGAAGCAAAGUCUGACCA